Messenger RNA from Dichotomopilus funicola, 1440 nucleotides. RefSeq names its product major facilitator superfamily domain-containing protein. Gene Ontology annotation, cellular component: membrane. Bases 1 to 1440 code for a protein of 479 amino acids. The record is from RefSeq and is a predicted model, not a curated record. Gene Ontology annotation, molecular function: transmembrane transporter activity. Gene Ontology annotation, biological process: transmembrane transport. NCBI's taxonomy places the organism in Eukaryota, Fungi, Ascomycota, Sordariomycetes, Sordariales, Chaetomiaceae. The transcript has a single exon.
AUGGCAGCCGUGAUGGACCAAGAUCCCGAGAAAACAGUCUACUACAACUCCGAGUCGGACCGCACCGAAGCCGACCACCCUCCCCUCAAAAUGUCCGACGGCCUCGAGACGCCGACCGAAAAGCCGGCUGACGGAGCCUUCGAGUCUCAUGCCCCAGCGUCUUCAUUGCAGCUGGCAGCACCACCAGCUCAGACGACAACAGAUGGCACACCCCCGGCAGCACCGCCCUCUAACGACAUCCCAGAUGGCGGCCUAACCGCAUGGCUGCAAGUCCUCGGCUCCACGGCCAUCCUUGUCAACACUUGGGGCGUGAUCAACACGUUCGGCGUCUUCCAGGCCUACUAUGAGUCCGAACUGCUGCGGGAUCAUUCGUCGUCCGACAUCUCCUGGAUCGGGUCAACACAAGCCGGGCUGCUGUUCCUCGUCGGUGUUGUAGCCGGUCCGCUGUAUGAUGCCGGCCACUUCCGCCAUCUGUUGUUCGUGGGCUUGUUCUUGAUCGUGUUCGGUCAGUUCAUGACCUCGUUGUGCACGCAGUUCUGGCAGGUCAUGCUGGCGCAGGGCAUCACGAUGGGGGUUGGAAUGGGGUUGACGUUUCUGCCGUCGGCGGCCAUUCUGGGACAGUACUUCUCACGACACCGAGCGCUGGCCUUGGGCCUGUCGAGCGUGGGAUCGCCCGUGGCGGGCGUGAUUUUCCCUAUCAUGUUCAGCCGGCUGCAACCGCAAGUUGGGUUUGGGUGGGCGACGCGAGCGAUUGCCUUCAUCCUGCUCGCUGUGUCGGCGGUGCCCAUCGCGUUCAUGCGCACACGCGUACCGCCACGGGCGAAGCGCUCGUUUAUCGACACGAGUGCGUUAACCGACGCGCCAUACGUACUCUUCAUCGCGGGUGGCGCGCUCGCUUUCCUGACGCUAUAUGUGACGUUUUUCUACAUUUCGCUCUUCGCCAUCUCGCACGGCGUCGCCAGCGAAAGCUUUGCCCCGUACCUGGUCACACUGCUCAACGCCGGAUCCGUCUUUGGCCGCAUCAUUCCCAACGCCUUGGCAGACCGGUACGGGUCGCUGAAUCUGCUCAUCAUCUGCAUCGUCGCGAGCGCCGUCCUGGUAUUUGGCUGGCUGGGCAUCGAUAACCUCGGCGGAGCGGUGGUAUACACGCUGCUCUACGGCGCUUUUUCCGGCGGCGUUGUGAGCCUCACGCCCAGUGUGAUUGUCGGUCUGUCGCCGGACAUGAGCCGGGUCGGGGCUCGGAUGGGCAUGGGGUUCCUGGUCAUGGGCGUCUCAAUCCUCGUAGGGACGCCGAUUGCAGGAGCUAUUUUGGGCGACAAGGAAAACCCGCGAUGGUUAGGUACAAUCUUGUAUGCCGCGUUUGGUCUACUGGUCGCGGCGGCGCUCGACAUACUGUCAAGAUUCCUCCUCUACAGACAAAAAAAGGCGUGGAAGGCGUAA